CAGGCGGCUGCCGAAGAUGGCGGAGGGACAGGUUCUAGUAUUGGAUGGCCGAGGCCAUCUUCUGGGGUACCUGGCGGCCAUUGUGGCCAAGCAGGUACUGCUGGGCCGAAAGGUCGUGGUUGUACGCUGUGAGGGCAUCAACAUUUCUGGAAAUUUCUACAGAAACAAGUUAAAGUAUCUGGCGUUUCUCCGAAAGCGGAUGAAUACCAACCCCUCUCGAGGCCCCUACCACUUCCGAGCCCCGAGCCGUAUGUUUUGGCGCACGGUGCGAGGCAUGCUGCCCCACAAGACCAAGAGAGGCCAGGCUGCCCUGGAACGCCUCAAGGUGUUGGAUGGGAUCCCUCCACCCUAUGACAAGAAAAAGCGGAUGGUGGUCCCUGCUGCCCUCAAGGUUGUACGGCUGAAGCCUACCAGAAAGGUUGCUUACCUGGGGCGUCUGGCUCAUGAGGUCGGCUGGAAGUACCAGGCAGUGACCGCCACUCUGGAGGAAAAACGGAAGGAAAAGGCCAAGAUGCACUAUAGGAAGAAGAAGCAGCUCUUGAGGCUACGGAAAUAGGCAGAAAAGAAUGUGGAGAAGAAAAUCUGCAAGUUCACAGAGGUCCUCAAGACCAAUGGACAAUGGACUCCUGGUGUGAACCCAAUAAA
Molecule: messenger RNA, 645 nt
Organism: Arvicanthis niloticus (Nile rat)
Lineage: Eukaryota; Metazoa; Chordata; Mammalia; Rodentia; Muridae
Source: RefSeq, a predicted model, not a curated record